UCCAUAACACUUCCCUUCGGGACACAAUUUUAGUAUAAAAAAAUUUAAAAUAAAACUGUGCUAAAUCAAAUACUACUUUAGGGGGGGCGUUUAAAGACAUUCGAUGUUCACGUUUAUCCUGGUUUUGUGCUAUAGAACUUAAAGGAGGUGCUGCUAUGAGGCUAAAAAUAAGCCUCAAUGCCCGUAGUAGAUUAGAUAAUGCACAAGCUUGCCAAAGGUUUGAAAAAGAAAAAGAAAGGCAAAAAAUCGAAGCACAAAGAAGAAGAAUUAUUCAAACCAGAGGAGCUUGAAGAAUAUCGCAGACAGCACGCGGCCACAAGCGAGGAAACAGCAAAAAACGAAGAGUGGAAAAACUUUCUGUCGUUAACUUCCGGAGUAGAUGACAUCCUAAAGAAAACCCAAGACGAUUUAGAUCGCAUAAAAAGUACUUCAUUCUUUCAAAGAGUACCACCGCCAAGUGAAACAGAAAAGAAGAGACAGCAAGAGGAAGAAGCCUUAAGGGCAACUAAGGCUCAAGAAGAAGCGAAAUCUGUAAAAGAACAACCGGAACAGCUUGGAAUUGUUCAAGUAUCUGAGUCUGAAUCUGAAGAAGAAGAGGAAGAUGACAUAUUCGACACCACUUAUAUUGAUGCUAUUGCUGCUGGAGAAGUAAAACUAGCAUAUAUUCCAGAGUCUCCGACCGAUAAACCUGACGGUGACGACCCAUUUGAUACUUCCUAUGCUGAAAGAGCUAUAUUAGGUCCAGCAGCUGAAAGAAAAGGUAAGAAACUAGUACCUCUUGGGGCAGCUGUUGAAGUUCUUACUGGCAGAGCAACACUACCGACUUGUGCCACUGUUAGACCAGUAAGUAGACGACAGAUUCUUAAAGAAAGAGACCUUCUUCUGGGAAGUUUUGAUGGUAGUGACCCAUCAGCUGCCACCUCUGAGUUAGCAACAUCUCCCGAAAAACCCCCUAAGACUCUUCUUGAUGACGAUGAGAUUCCAUUGCCUGAUGAACCGAUUGACUUAAGCAAAAGUCUUUAUAUACCACCACCUCAACCAUCAGUUGAAACAACCCAACAAAAUAUCCUAAAGGAAUUUGAAGAAGACGAGGACGAUAAAGAGUUUGAAGCCUUAGCUGCUGAAAGUUUGGCUAAACCUCUUACUAACGUCGUUUCCAGUGAGGUUUUACAGAAAGUGUCCACAGCAGUCGUUGUUGAAGGUUCAACUGAUUGGAAACCUUUUGAGAAUCAUGCUGAUGUGAGUGACAAUUAUGAUGACCCAUUUGACACGACAUUCGCAGAGAACAUCCUCCCAGGGAAAGCUGAACUGAAAUUAUUAGAAAAAGAUUUAUUAGAAGACCAGUUUGAUCCUCGAGCUGCUGAAGGUGUAGCAGUUGUUAAAAAACCCCCUACUAGGGUAGCAGAUUCAGAGCUCACUCUUAUAAAACCAGUGCAUCGAGACCUUCUGGGGGGCAGCACUAGCGACCUAUCUAAGCUAGGAGACAAACCAAUUCUUCCAACUGAAGAGGCCAAAUCAGAAGAAGUAAGAUACAGCGAUCCAUUUGACACUUCCAUAGUUGAUUCUGUAAAAGCUCCCGGUCAGGCUGAGCUUAAGUUCUUGGAAAAAGAGUUGCUUAGUGACCUAAACACUAGUGUUUCAAAAGCUCAUUCUAUCGAUGACGACGACUUUAACCCGAGGGCUUUAGAAACCCAAACAGCUAAGGCUAGAACCCUAUCGAGACCCGACGUUUUGAACGUUGCAGGUUCUAAGACCGUAUCGUUUGCGGUACCUAAGGAUCUUUUGGGCGCUGAGGAUACCACCAAAGUCGCAAAACCGCUUACGCCAUUUUACGUGCGCAAAAACUCGGUCCCUGGAACUAAAACUCCCGAGUCACCGGCAAAUGAACCAGCAGACCCUUUUGACACAUCUUUCGUUCCCAGUCUAGCCCCUGGGAAAACCGAGUUGAAAAUAAUCGAGAGUGAGUUGUGCAACAUCAAUACCACUGUGACAAUAGACGAUCCUCACUUUGAUCCCCGAGACGAGAGUAAGAUAGCGAAGGUAGUCGCGGUUGAAACUAUCAAAGAUAUCGUUAACCCAAAGUCGAGGCCAAGUUUAAAUCAGGCUCAGGAGUCAGUUGAUCUUCUUAGUGCGGUAAAUGAUAUUGCUGCUAAGGUGUUAACCCCAGCAGCAACUAAUAGUCAAAGUUCUACUCAGGAGGCGGUACUAUCAUACGCUGACCCAUUUGAUACGUCAGUAGUGGCAACGAAUAUUCUUCCAGGUAAAGCAGAGCUAAGGCUCUUGGAAAGUGAGUUAAUAGAAUCAGCCCCAGUAGAAGAUUCCAAAGACCUCUUGGUUCACUCGGGAGACAUUAUCAUCGAGAAACCAUUAUCUCCGGAAGUCGGUCAAAGUUUCGACAUCGAACCGGACGAUUUUGAUCCAUUCGACACCAGUUUCGCGACAAACAUCCAGCCCGGUCGUGCCGAAUUAAAAGUUCUCGAGUCAGAACUGAUUUAA
Messenger RNA from Anthonomus grandis grandis, 2496 nucleotides. Its product is annotated as protein stoned-A. NCBI's taxonomy places the organism in Eukaryota, Metazoa, Arthropoda, Insecta, Coleoptera, Curculionidae. Bases 199 to 2496 code for a protein of 765 amino acids. The transcript is spliced from 11 exons. The record is from RefSeq and is a predicted model, not a curated record.